AUGGCUCCCCGGAAACGCGGCGGCAGUGGCCGUGGUGGCCUCUCCUUCAUCUUCUGCUGUUUUAACAGCAGCGAUCACCCGGAGAUCACCUACAGGCUGCGAGAGGACUUCGCCCUGCAGGCCAUGGAGCCGUCACUGCCGAUGCCAGGAUAUGAUGAGCUGGACGGCAUGUUCUCCGAGUUGGUGGAUGAGCUUGACCUCACAGAAAAACACAGGGAAGCCAUGUUCGCCCUGCCUGCAGAGAAGAAAUGGCAGAUCUACUGCAGCAAGAAGAAGGAACAAGAAGAAAACAAAAGUGCAACUAGUUGGCCAGAAUACUACAUUGAUCAGCUCAAUUCAAUGGCAGCUAGAAAGACACUCCUCGCUCUGGAGAAAGAAGACGAGGAAGAGAGGAACAAAACCAUAGAGAGCUUAAAGACUGCUCUGAGGACACAACCAAUGAGGUUUGUGACUCGCUUCAUUGACCUGGACGGCCUCACAUGCAUCCUAAACUUCCUGAAGAGCAUGGACUACGAGACCACAGAAUCACAGAUCCACACGUCUCUCAUCGGCUGCAUCAAAGCUCUGAUGAACAACUCGCAGGGCCGCGCCCAUGUCCUCUCGCACUCAGAGAGCAUCAACAUCAUCGCACAGAGCCUGGCCACGGAGAACAUCAAGACCAAGGUGGCCGUGUUGGAGAUCAUGGGCGCUGUGUGUCUGGUGCCCGGCGGCCACAAAAAAAUCCUUGAAGCCAUGCUACACUACCAACGCUUCGCCUGCGAGAGGACGCGAUUCCAGACUCUUAUAAACGAUCUGGACCGGAGUACGGGGCGAUACAGAGAUGAGGUCAACCUGAAAACAGCCAUCAUGUCCUUUAUAAACGCUGUGCUGAGUCAAGGCGCCGGAGAGACAAGUUUGGAGUUCCGCAUCCACCUACGAUAUGAGUUUCUCAUGUUGGGGAUCCAACCUGUGAUCGAUAAGCUACGUUCUCAUGAAAACUCCACAUUAGACAGGCAUUUAGACUACUUUGAGAUGCUGCGGAAUGAGGAUGAGCUGGCUUUGUCAAAACGUUUUGAGUCGGUACAUAUAGACACCAAAAGUGCCACCCAAGUUUUUGAUCUCAUCCGCAAGAAGAUGAACCACACUGACGCAUACCCGCACUUUAUGUCUGUCCUGCAUCACUGCCUCCUCAUGCCACAUAAGAGGAGCGGUAACACGGUGCAGUACUGGCUGCUGUUGGAUCGUAUCGUCCAGCAGAUGGUCUUGCAGAAUGACAAAGGACACGACCCCGAUGUCACACCACUGGAGAAUUUUAACGUGAAGAACGUUGUCCGGAUGCUGGUCAAUGAAAAUGAGGUCAAACAGUGGAAAGAGCAGGCGGAAAAAAUGAGAAAAGAGCAUCACGAGUUGCAGCAGAAGUUCGAGAAGAAGGAGCGUGAAUGCGAUGCAAAGACUCAGGAGAAAGAGGACAUGAUGCAGACGCUCAACAAGAUGAAAGAGAAGCUGGAAAAGGAGAGCACCGAGCACAAGAAUGUCAAACAGCAAGUGGCCGAACUCACCGCCCGACUGCACGAACUCAGCACCAGACAGGCAGCUGUUGUUCCUGGAGGCCCUCCCCUCGCCCCCGGUCCUCCUGGUGGUCCCUUGCCUCCUCCACCCAUGCCAGCUUUUGCAGGUAUGGGUCCACCUCCUCCACCGCCUCCUCCAGGAGGCAUGAUGCCUCCCCCACCUCCUCCACCCCCUCCUCCAGGUGGACCGCCACCUCCUCCUGGACGCCCGCCCAUCGGAGGUAUCCCUCCUCCGCCGGGAGCACCUCUAGGACCAUCCCUGAAGAGGAAGAACAUUCCCCAGCCAGCCAAUCCGCUCAAAUCCUUCAACUGGGCCAAGUUGGCUGAGAAUAAAUUGGAGGGCACUGUGUGGAUGGAUGUGGACGAGACCAAGGUGUUCAAAAUCCUGGAUCUGGACGACAUUGAAAAGACCUUCUCAGCCUAUCAGAGACAGCAGGACUUCUUUAUGAUCAAUAACAGCAAACAGAAAGAGGCAGAGGACGACACGCUGAGCUCUAAAAAGGUCAAAGAGCUGUCAGUCAUUGACGGCCGUCGAGCUCAAAACUGCAACAUCCUCCUCUCGCGGCUGAAGCUUUCAAAUGAGGAGAUGAAGAGAGCUAUUCUAACCAUGGACGAACAGGAGGACCUUCCCAAAGACAUGCUGGAGCAGCUGCUGAAGUUUGUUCCAGAGAAGAGCGAUGUGGAUCUUUUGGAGGAGCACAAACAUGAGCUGGACCGAAUGGCAAAACCCGACCGCUUCCUCUAUGAGAUGAGCAGAAUAAACCAUUACCAGCAGAGGCUGCAGUCUUUAUACUUCAAAAAGAAGUUUGCGGAGAGGAUAGCGGAGAUGAAACCCAAAGUUGAAGCUCUGACGAGGGCAUCGAAGGAGAUCUUACACAGCAGGAACCUGAAGCAGCUCUUGGAGGUGGUGCUGGCCUUUGGAAACUUUAUGAACAAGGGUCAGAGGGGGAAUGCUUACGGCUUCAAGGUGUCUUCGCUCAACAAGAUCGCUGAUACCAAAUCCAGUAUCGACAAAAACAUCACUCUCCUGCACUACCUGAUCACCAUCCUGGAGAAGAAGUACCCCAAAGUCCUGAUGUUCCAGGAGGACCUGAAGAGUAUCUCAGAGGCAGCCAAAGUCAACAUGACCGAGCUGGAAAAAGAUAUCGGCAACCUGCGCAGCGGCUUGAAAAGUGUGGAGAGCGAGCUGGAAUUCCAGAAGAAGCGACCGCAGGAGGUGGGCGACAAGUUCGUGUCGGUGGUGAGUCAGUUCAUCACCGUGGCCAGCUUCAGCUUCUCCGAUGUGGAGGACUCGCUCACUGAGGCCAAAGAACUGUUCCUGAAGGCAGUAAAGCACUUCGGCGAGGAUGCCAGUAAGAUGCAGCCAGAUGAGUUCUUUGGCAUCUUUGACCAGUUCGUGCAGUCGUUUGCUGAGGCGCAGCAGGAGAACGAGAACAUGCGGAAACGUAAAGAGGAAGAGGAGCGCAGGGCCAAAAUGGAAGCUCAGCUGAAGGAGCAGAGGGAGAAGGAGCGUAAGGCACGCAAAGCGAAGGCUAACGGUGAAGACGACGGCGGUGAGUUCGAUGACUUGGUGUCAGCGCUGCGAUCGGGCGAGGUCUUCGACAAGGACUUGUCCAAGAUGAAACGCAACCGCAAACGCAUCAACAGCCAAACUUCGGACUCGGGCAGAGAGCGACCGGUCACAAAGCUAAACUUCUAAGCAGCGUUGAGGUCAUCAUCCUUACAACCUUCCCUCAUCAUUAGUUUCCCUCUGGGUCGAACUGACAUGCACAUUCCUCUUCACCCUCCUCCAUUCCCACCCAGCUCGGCUUCAUCGCUGCAGAGCCACACACACACAGCACAACAUGUUGUAGAGCUUUCAUCCUCUUGAGAUUUUCAUGUUUAAACGGAGCAGAAGCCAAAAGUUGUUAUUGACGACCAAAUGAGAUCCUGGAGGGUCGGUCUGGUCGAAUGUUUUAAGAAGUCGUCGUGCGGGAGCAGAAUGUUUCCUUCCAGGUGUAAGAGAUGCUCACGGUUGUUUGACAGUGACCAUUCUGUGCUGUUUUUGUACGUCAGAAUCUAUGCACAGUGUGAAAUGUGCAGCUAGUGGACUCCUUCAGGGCUUGACGCCUGAUCCAAACAGGAAGAUGAUUCCAUUAAAAAAAACAAAAAACACAAGGGGCCAUUUUGUACGGACUGAGGGGCUGCUCUCACACAGAAAGACUGAAUCUCUUGACGUCGCCGUUCUUUUGCAGUCAGAACCAUCACAGGACAGAGACUUGUUUUGACUGCAAGCGACACAGCUGAGAAGCAGAGGCCUCUUUUCUAUUCAUCUUUAUUGACGUGCAACAUUUAUAUAUCUGAUCACUGUAUGUUUUAUUAUUAUUUUUUUCCUGUUAAGAGCUGGCCUUAACUCUGUUGAUUUUAAUUGUUGAGUGGGUACUCUCAAAGGCCUGGGCCUAAUCUGCAAUUUCUCAACAAGUGUGGACACUCGCGUCAUAGAUUACAUAUAUCUAUAUAUAAGGUUGCGUGCUUGUUACACAUGCACAUAUAAAUUCAUAAUUACUAUGCUAAAUGACAUUAAAAAACAUACCCAAUCGAUGCAAUACACUCGUCCCCCUCUGAAGGGAGUGCCCUCCUUUUAAGUUUUUAUUGAAAAGAUGAAAUAUGUUUCCUGUGCGCCGGAUGGAUUCACACCGUGAAGAAAAGAAAACUGAUUUUAAACUGUGCGUGACGCACGCGUGAUGUUUUUAUUCACCUAGAAAACAUCACGUGGACGUAAAAACCUUUGAUCUUAAUUUGUCCCCUCAGCUGUGUGAAUCCAUCCAGUGUCAAACUCCUCCAUUUGACUUUUAUAAUUUAAAUAUUGCCUUCCAUUGUACAAUGAUGUACCUGAUGAUAAUAAAUGGGAGAAAACAG
Messenger RNA from Larimichthys crocea (large yellow croaker), 4445 nucleotides. It is a transcript of the gene daam1b, whose product is annotated as dishevelled associated activator of morphogenesis 1b. Gene Ontology annotation, cellular component: stress fiber. The record is from RefSeq and is a predicted model, not a curated record. Bases 1 to 3246 code for a protein of 1081 amino acids. NCBI's taxonomy places the organism in Eukaryota, Metazoa, Chordata, Actinopteri, Sciaenidae. Gene Ontology annotation, molecular function: actin binding; small GTPase binding. The transcript has 25 exons. Gene Ontology annotation, biological process: actin cytoskeleton organization.